UUGUUUGCAAUAUUUUUUAUAAACAGUAUUGGAAAUUUAGCAUAAAUAUUUUAUCUCCGAUUUUGAGGAUCUAAAACGUUCCUACUUGAAGUCGUAAGAUGUUAAGCAAUCUACCUUGGCCGUAAACUAUGGCUAAACUGCCUUUUGUGACUUCUAGGGAGUAAUAUAAUAUUUUUGAAGCCUGCAACGCCCGGUACGUACAACGCUAUUUUUUUCUCAGUUUUGAAAUGAGCUCAAUCAGAAGUUAAACUUCAAUAUAAGCUUGAAGUUCAAGGUUUAAUUUUGCCAAUGAGUUGUUUCCUGGUAUCUGGAGAGGUCGAGGAGAUCAUACAACAAGCCAAAACCAAGUCAUACAAGAAUUUGUAUCUGAACUAUCAACACCUGUCAGAGUUGCCUUCAGGAUUGUUGCAGCUGGACAAGGCUGAAAAGCUCUACUUAAAAUACAAUAUCUUGAAAAAACUGCCAUCAGAUAUUUACAGACUUGAGAGUUUAGUGGAACUUUAUCUUCAUUCUAAUGAUCUUCAAGAAUUACCAGAGGAUUUAGACCACCUGUUAUCACUGGAAUCACUUCUUCUGGACUCAAAUGUCAACUUGUGUGCCCUGCCUGGAACAUUACUGAAAAUACCAUAUCUAUCUACACUUGGUAUUAACAGCUGUGGCCAACCCGCCGACGAUAAGACCAAAGGUGCUGAUUCGUUUAGUUACUUCCAUGGAACACAGUUUUUUGGUAAUUCUGAGCAAAAUGUUCUUCCACUUGUUGAGCUUUCAUUGAGAGCAACACAUAAGCUUGUUCAAUCACGUUCUCUUCCAACACCUUCAUUCCCGUUGCCAGCAAAUAUUGUAGCAGUGCAGGCGAAAAUAAACUAUUGCCGUUGUCAUCGUCGUAGAGAAGCCAACAGCGACAUCCAAGGCACCCCGUUAAGAAGGCAUGUAGGACUUAGGUAAACCGCUGAGCCACCUACACUCUUCUUUAUCUUAAUUUCCUUCAGGAAUGAUUAAUAUAUUGGUGGUGCUCACCUUGAUAGGACAGUAYUCAAAACCCUGWGUUUGUACCACAUGAUGCGGCCACAUCCAAUGAUCAGCGUCAUUCAGGUCACAUGAUCUUGACAUCCCUUCCAMUGGACCCAUGUUGUACGACACACA
Messenger RNA from Actinia tenebrosa (Australian red waratah sea anemone), 1143 nucleotides. RefSeq lists its product as uncharacterized. Lineage: Eukaryota; Metazoa; Cnidaria; Anthozoa; Actiniaria; Actiniidae. Gene Ontology annotation, molecular function: protein binding. The record is from RefSeq and is a predicted model, not a curated record. Gene Ontology annotation, cellular component: cytoplasm.